AUGUCAGCAUUUGAAGAUUUAGGUGUUUUACCAGAAAUAAUUAAAGCAAUUGAAGAAUUAGAUUGGUUAUUACCAACACCAAUUCAAACAGAAGCAAUACCAUUAAUUUUAGGUGGUGGUGAUGUAUUAGCAGCAGCAGAGACAGGAUCAGGUAAAACUGGUGCAUUUGCAUUACCAAUUUUACAAAUUACAUAUGAAACUUUAAAUAAAAAAGCAGAGAUUCCAAUAAUUGCACCAACCAAUACAUCAGGAGAAGAUGGCACUAGUGGUGGUGGUGGUGGUGGUGGUGGUGGAGAUACAAUUGAAUUGGAUCAAAUUGAUAGAGAUAAGAAUAUGGCAGUUGACGGAUUAAUUUGUCAAUCUCGUUCAUCGGAUUGGUGUGGUAUUAAAGCAACUAAAGGUAUAAGCAGUGGUAAAUUUUAUUAUGAAUCCAUUGUUAGAGAUGAAGGAUUAUGUAGAAUUGGAUUCGCUUUAAAAAAAUCAUCAAGAAAUAUUGGUACUGAUAAAUUCAGUUGGGGAUAUGGUGGUACUGGUAAGAAAUCACAUGAAUCUAAAUUUAUAGAUUAUGGUAAACCUUUUGGAAAUAAUGAUGUAAUCGGUUGUUAUAUUAAUUUUGAUGAAGAAAUAAUUGGUUUCACAAAGAAUGGUCAAGAUUUUGGUGAAGCUUUCACUUUCAACUCUAAAGCUGGUAUAUUCUAUCCUGCUUUAGUUUUAAAAAAUGCUGAAAUGGAAUUUAAUUUUGGUUCAAAACCAAUGAAACAUGAUUUAAAAGGUUAUAAACCAAUUAAUCAAGCUGAAUUAUUAAUUGAUCAACAGACUAGUACUCAAAUAGAUAAUUCAAAGAAUAAUAAUAAUAAUAAUAAUAAAAAAGGUAGUGGAAAUAAUAAAAAAAAUAAAGGAAAAGAUGAUGAUAAAAUGAAUGAUGAAGAUAAUAAUAAUAAACAACCACGUAAAACAUUAUCAUUAAUUAUUGAACCAACUAGAGAAUUAGCAGAUCAAGCUUAUAGUGCAAUUUUAAAUUUUUCAAAAUAUUUAGAUUCACCAAAGAUUCAAGUUUCAUUAUGUAUUGGUGGUGAGAAAUCAAAUGGUGGUAGAAAUAAGAUUGAAGGUGAUAUUAUAAUUGGUACACCAGGUAGAUUGGAAUCAUUGGUUAAAGAAGGUUCAAUUGAUUUAUCAUCUAUUAAAUUCUUUGUUUUGGAUGAAGCCGAUCAAUUGAUUGAUGAUAAUUUAGCAAUUGUAAAUUUCAUUUAUAAUAAAUUACCAAUUGGUCAAAAUUUACAAGUACUCUUUUUUAGUGCAACCUUACAUUCAACAAAGGUUAUUAAAUUUUGUGAACAAAUUACAAAGAAUCCAACAUGGGUAGAUUUAAAAGGUAGAGAUUUCAUACCAGAUCUUAUCACUCAUGCCUAUGUAAAAGCUGAUCCAAUCAAAUUUGAAUCACUUUGGAGAAAUAGUGAAAAUCCUUUACGUAUUCGUACUGAUGGUGUUCAUGCUUCAGAUGUUCAACAAUUUGGAAAGUUAAAAGAACCAGAACAAAAAUCAGAGGCUAUUAAAUUAUUAAAAGCUCAAUUACUCUUAAAAUGUAUUCAAUCAUUUAAAAUGGAUCAAGCUAUCAUUUUUGCACGUACACGUUUAGAUUGUGAUCAUAUUCAUCAGUUUUUGAAAGACGCUGGCGGUGGCAAUACCUCUGGAUUGGAGGGUGAAUUCUCUUCGACCGUUUUACAUGGUGGUGAUAAUAUUUCACGUGCUAGAAAAGAUAAUUUAGAGAAAUUUAGAAAUGGUGAUGUUCGUUUCUUAAUUUGUACAGAUGUUGCCGCUAGGGGUAUUGAUAUUAGAGGUUUACCAUAUAUGAUCAAUUAUACAUUACCAGAAUCAUUCGAAGAUUAUAUUCAUAGAGUUGGUCGUGUUGGUAGAUCCGAUAGAAUUGGUUUGGCAAUUUCUUUAGUGGCUUAUGAACAAGAGAAAGUUUGGUAUCAUACUUGUCGUGAUAAGGGUAAAGGUUGUCAUAAUACAAAAUUAACAGAGAAUGGUGGUUGUUGUAUUUGGUAUGAUGAACCUCAACUUUUCACUGCUAUUCAAGAAAAUAUUGGUCCAAUUGAAUUAGAUUCAGAUUUUCAAUUACCAAAAGAUAUGAAACAAUUAAAUUUCGGUGGUUCAACUAAAUUAACUGGUGCUUCUGCUGAUUAUAAACCUCAUACUGAGGAAUUACGUUCAAGAGUUUUACAAUUAUCUCAAUUAGAAGAAACUAUUCAAAUUGAUUAUUUAACUUUACCAAAAAGAAUAAUAAAAUUAAAAUAA
Molecule: messenger RNA, 2298 nt
Organism: Dictyostelium discoideum AX4
Lineage: Eukaryota; Evosea; Eumycetozoa; Dictyosteliales; Dictyosteliaceae
Gene: ddx1
Exons: 2
Coding region: 1-2298 (765 amino acids)
Molecular function (GO): ATP binding; RNA helicase activity; nucleic acid binding
Source: RefSeq, a predicted model, not a curated record